AUGGAUAAAUUUAAGGCUGCACUUGUGCUGGCUGCAGUAGGGGAUGCUCUCGGUUAUCGCAAUUUCUCCAAAGAAAACAAUGUCUUAGGUGCAAAAAUCCAACAGGAGCUGAAAGAAAUUGGAGGCCUGGAGAACCUGGUGCUCUCUUCUGACAAGUGGCCAGUAAGUGACAACACCCUCAUGCACAUGGCUACGGCAGAGGCUGUCAUCACAGAUUACUGGUGUUUAGAAGACCUGUACCGGGAGCUGGUAAAACGCUAUGUGGAUGCUCUUGACAAGCUCUCGGGGAGGCGUCCAGACCCUGCUACCAUCGAAGGCUGCAGGGAAUUAAAACCAGACAACUACCUUCUUGCUUGGCACACACCAUUCAAUGAAAAGGGUUCUGGAUUUGGAGCAUCCACAAAAGCCAUGUGUUUAGGGAUGCGAUACUGGAAGCCGGAAAGGCUGGAGUCCCUUAUUGAAGUGAGCAUUGAAUGUGGACGAAUGACUCAUAACCAUCCUACAGGCUUUCUAGGGUCCCUAUGCACAGCUCUCUUUGUGGCAUAUGCAAUACAAGGGAAACCCCUUGUUCAGUGGGGAAGAGAGAUGAUGAAGGUUGUGCCGAUGGCUGAAGAAUAUUGCAAGAAGACCAUUCGCCACAUGGCAGAAUACCAAGAGCACUGGUUUUACUUUGAAGCCAAGUGGCAGUUUUAUUUGGAGGAGAGAGAAAUCAAUGAGGAAAAUCAGAAUAAACCUGUUUUCCCGGACAACUAUGAUGCGGAAGAGAGAGAAAAGACAUACAGGAGGUGGAGCUCCGAAGGCAGAGGUGGGAGACGGGGCCAUGAUGCACCCAUGAUUGCCUAUGAUGCCUUGCUGGGCUGCGGCGGGGACUGGACAGAGCUCUGCAAUCGCUCCAUGUUCCAUGGAGGUGAAAGCGCAGCUACUGGGUCUAUUGCUGGUUGCCUGUAUGGCUUGGUUUAUGGCCUGAACAAGGUCCCCAAAGGCUUGUACCAGGACCUGGAACAACGGGAGAGGCUCGAGUACUUGGGCGAGAAUCUUUAUCGACUAUCCAUGGAGGAAAAGUAA
Molecule: messenger RNA, 1065 nt
Organism: Dryobates pubescens (Downy woodpecker)
Lineage: Eukaryota; Metazoa; Chordata; Aves; Piciformes; Picidae
Gene: ADPRHL1
Product: ADP-ribosylhydrolase like 1
Exons: 7
Coding region: 1-1065 (354 amino acids)
Biological process (GO): protein de-ADP-ribosylation
Molecular function (GO): magnesium ion binding; ADP-ribosylarginine-[protein] hydrolase activity
Source: RefSeq, a predicted model, not a curated record